CCUUCUCCCCAUAGGACCCCCAUGGGCACCCCUGUGACUAUGGGGGGGUCCCCUCAGUGGGAUUGGUCCCCCAAAUUUGGGGUGGGGGUCCCCAAAUUUGUCCAUGGAUCUGAGGGGCUUCUCCCAACCUUCUUCUCCCCACAGGACCCCCCCCCAUUCCCACGAUGCUGCCCUGGAGCUCCCGGGCUCUGCUGCUCCUCUGCGCCGGGAUUUUGGGGGGGCUGGGCCUCGCUGCCCCCCCAGAGGAGGAGGAGCUGUGGAUGAGGCUGGUGCUGGAUGAGACCCCCGUGGUCCAGCUCCUGGAGGACGUCGCCCACCGGAUGGGGAAUGGGAGCAGCCAGGGGGCCGCAGAGCUCCAGGAACGACACCAGGUUUUUCCAUCCCACCUCCCUCAGGAGCAGGAAAGACCUCGGGAUGUUUAUCCCCGACGAGAGAGUGCCCUGGUCCUUCAGGAGGUGAUGGAGAAGCUGCAGAGGCUCAGCCAGAGCCUGGAGCUGAUGCUGGAGGCCUCGGAGAACGCACGGAGCCGGCUGGAAAACCACCUGGAGCGCCUCAAGGCCGUUCCCAACCCGGAUGGUCAGAGCCCAAGUGCCACCUCCACCUUCAUCCCACCCGGCUCCUACUCGGCGCUGCUGGUUCUUCUCCUGGUGCUGGCGCUGCUCUGGGUGAUCCUCCUCCUCUUCCUGGCUUCCAGCGCCCUCGGAAUCCCGGAGCUCUCCGCUCUCCUGGUCCUUGCUGUGGCAGGACAGCGGCUGGUGGCACCCAGAGGGAUCCGGCUGGUGGUUUCCCGGGAAAAACCUCCUCGCCGGCUCACCUCCACCCCGGAGAGGGAAUGCGACCUGGAGCUGCUGCAGGAGGAGCUGGACAGGAUGGAGAUGAGCUGCGUGCGAGAGCCCUCGUACCUGGACCAGCCCCAGGAGGUGGCCUGGGACAUUCCCAGCUCCGUAGGAUGGGUGUCACCUGUUCCUGGUGUUUGGAGGACGACGUGGAGCUCGUGUGGGGUAAGUGGUGCUGGAUGGGAUGUCCCCAAAUUGGGGUUGUCCCCCAAAAACCUGCUCUUCGGGAAGGUUUUGGUCAUGGAAUCAUGGGACGGGUUUGGAGAUUUGGGAAUGGAUUUUG
This is a messenger RNA of Neopelma chrysocephalum (saffron-crested tyrant-manakin), 1119 nucleotides long. RefSeq lists its product as uncharacterized. The record is from RefSeq and is a predicted model, not a curated record. The transcript is spliced from 8 exons. Lineage: Eukaryota; Metazoa; Chordata; Aves; Passeriformes; Pipridae. The annotation marks the transcript as partial.